AUGGCCAAUUAUAAUGUAACAUUCCAACGACAGAAGGUUUGGCCAGAUCGUGGAAGCCAAUACACUCUCUUAUCUUAUGUUCCCCUGUUUGUGCGUUAUAGGAAAUGUCAUCUUCAUUUCUCUAUGUUUAAUAAAGGAACCUCUUAUUUGAUUGAUGAUGCUUGUCACAGGACAGGUGAUUUCAACUUAUGCGCGGCGUCUCUUAGAACGGAUCCUCAUAUCCGUACAGCUGAUAUAAAAGGUUUGACGUGUAUCAUGAUGGAAAUGUGCUUGGACAAGGCAAAAGGCAUUUCGUCUCAAAUCGAAAGGAUAAUAAAACAAGCUACAGAUCGAGGUUUUAAGGAAUGCCUUGAGAUUUGUCUCAAGGAAUUUGGCUUAGCUAUUGACAAUCAUCUUCCAUAUGCUAUCAAGCAGUUGGAUUCAGGUGAUUAUGUGGAUGCCACAUACUCACUUAUGGGUGUUGACAAUAGUGCUGAAACUUAA
Capsicum annuum is the source of this 483-nucleotide messenger RNA. Its product is annotated as cell wall / vacuolar inhibitor of fructosidase 2-like. Bases 1 to 483 code for a protein of 160 amino acids. The transcript has 2 exons. The record is from RefSeq and is a predicted model, not a curated record. Gene Ontology annotation, molecular function: enzyme inhibitor activity. Lineage: Eukaryota; Viridiplantae; Streptophyta; Magnoliopsida; Solanales; Solanaceae.